GGCUUACAGUCCCCUCUAUGUACCAUGUAUAGUUUCCCGUUUCAGAAGUUUUGUGAUGGUGUUUCCUUUUGUUCGUUGCUCUUCGCCCUCGGGUUUUCAUUAGCCAACAAGCUUGUGUGGAGACCUUGUGUGGAGACUCGUACAUGAAACCUUGUGUGGAGACUUUUUUUUCUUCUCUCCUUAUUAACUUGUCUUAUGCAGGGCGUGGUUGAAAGGGGUGCCAUCGUCUUUUUCUCUUUCUUUCUUUUUUGUUUGCGGGAGGGUGUCGUGAUCUUUAACACUAAUUGCGAUUUGGUCUAAAUAAUUCUUUCGAUGGGUGUAGAUGUGCUAUUUGAGCAACAUAGCAGAAGGGGAAAUUCUAAAUGCGGAAAUUUAAUCUUAUAAACCUAGCGGUAUUUCUACUUUAAAAGUGUCAACAAUAAUUGAAAAACACACACACACACACACACACACACACACACACACACACACAAAGUCAAAACUUAACCGUAUAAUUGUUGUGGCCAUUUUCCACAUGUGUGAACAUAAUAACAUUACAAUUUAAGCUUCAAAACUUGUGUUUUAGCUUUCUCAUUUUCUAAUCUUCACUCGGGUUUCACAAUGAGCUAUUUUAUCAAAAUUCACACGAGUUUGUUUCUAUCAAAUACUAGUUACUCGGAUUUACAAAUUACUUUGCCCGAAAGUGGAGCGAAGCCCCAACCAAACCGUGAAGAUCGUAGCCUUGCCGAUGAGGGUGAGCCAUGACCUCGCUGGAGGUGGGUAGGAUUAGACAACACUCAAGCUUGAGACAACCUACAACGACAUCCCCAGUGAGAGCCGGGCGGGGGCGCUCACCGGAUGUGAGGUAGGGGGGCAGGCUGGGGGAGAAGGGGUUGAAAUCAUGGGUUGGGUGAGGAAGACGAACCAUGUCACUUGUAUGGAAAGAAGAACAAGAAGAACAUGGUGUUGGAUUUAAAUCGAGGAAGAGUAAAUAGGCUAAAAUGAAAACAGUGUUUAGUCGCAUGACCCAUAGGUACUCCAUGGUUUUCUUAUAACAAUACAAUUUUUCGCACACACAAAAAAAAACAAUACGAUGUUCGCUAUGUUUCACAUGGCCCAUGUGGGUCGGCACAACACAACCAGCCUAUAAAAAGGCCUAGCACGCACAACCCAUGUCCACCCUCUUUUUUUUUUUGAGGGUAUGUCCACCCUCUGUUUUUUUAGGGGUAUGUCCACCCUCUUAUAAAACUGUCGUGCCAUGCAGGCCCCAAGGCAUGUGCUUGGGUAUCGCGUUGUGACACGUCUAUGGGCCGGUCCGUCGUGUUAGAAAGGCGCAAAGAGCACUAAAAAUGUCAAAAUUUCAGCUUAAAAAGGCCUACACAGCCUAAAAAGGCUGUACUGGGCCGGUAAGGCUAGGCCUUACAAACACGGUGGGGCCCAUGCUCUAAGAAUUCGCUUUGGGAAUCACCGACCUGAGCCCCCUUUUGCUCAAAAAAAAAGAAAAAAGAAAAGAAAGAGCGAAGUCACCCCCCAGCCGCCAUUGCCGCCGCGCCGGCGACAUGCCUGUCGCCGUCGAUGGAGGUGCCUGCUCCAUCUGCGCACCACCAUCUGUACAGAACCUCCAGUUCCGGCGAGUUUCCGCGGCUGGAUGUCUAUCUCCUCCUACCGGCGCCGGCGCCGGCACGUCGGACCCGGGUAUCCGACGCUACCCGCCUCCCCCGCAGCCGUGUUCGGCUGUCGCGCUGUGCUGCGCUCGGGGCUACCAGGAGGCCCUGUAAGGACAGAAGCUCUUACUACUUUUCACCGCCACCCUAACCCUGCAGAGUAGUACUACAGCUUAUGGGUCUGAGUCCUCGGGGAGCAUCCGCAUGGCGCGGCCUGACUGCCCAGACAAGUGUGGUAACGUCAGCAUCCCGUACCCGUUCGGCACCGGAAAAGGCUGCUUCCAAGAACCCUUUACUGUCACAUGCAAUGCCAGUGGGCCAUAUCUAGCUUCAACCAGAGUUAGGAUACUGGACAUCAAUCUUACCAUGGGUGAGAUUCGUGUUCUGAACCCACGUAUAGCAUGGGAAUGCAACUACACCGACGGCACCAAUAGCAGCGGUUUGGAUGGGUUAAGACUUGAUCCUUUUCAUAAGCUUUCCUACACCAAGAACAAGUUGAUAUCGAUCGGUUGUGCUACACUUGGAUUUAUCGGAGGAAUCACCAAGGGCGAGAACCAGCUUUUGUUCCCCAUUGUUAACUCAUGCUUUUCAUUCUGCACUGACGCAAGUAGCAUGAAUGGUAGUACAAAGUGCGUUGGCAUGGGUUGCUGCGAAACCGCCUUUCCAGGAAACAUCAGCUCCUUCCGCACCGAAUCUAGACCAUUAACAAUAUACAACUCUAGCACCCAGCCUUCCCGCCCGUGCAGCUACACAUUCGUUGCUGAGGAGGACUGGUUCAAGUUCAAUCAUUCAUAUAUUAUCUCUACAAAUUUCGCAACUAAAUAUACAGAUGGGGUCCCUUUGGUACUAGAUUGGGUUGUUGGUAAUAAAAGUUGUUCGGAAGCCACCAAGAUGGGGUCACAGUAUGCCUGUCAAGCCAAGAACAGUCAAUGCAUUAAUGUGUCCAAUGGCCCUGGUUACCGCUGCAACUGCUCUCAAGGUUAUGAGGGCAAUCCCUACCUACAAGGAGGGUGCCAAGAUAUCAAUGAGUGCGAACCUCCAAACCAGUCCUUCUAUCCUUGCAAAGGUAAUUGCAGAAAUACCGAUGGAAACUACAUCUGUCUAUGCCCAUCAGGAUUCAGGAGCGAUGAUCCCAAGAGCAUACCCUGCGUUCCAGCUGAUCCAAAGAAAGCGCUGAAGGUGGUUUUAGGCAUAUCCUUCAGUGUUGUCUUCCUCAUGGUUUGUAUCUUUGCUCUACGGGCUGAAUAUCAGAAAAGGAAGCUUGCCGAAGAGAAGGACAAAUUCUUUGAUCAGAAUGGUGGUCAGAUAUUAUAUCGCCAAAUUAUGUCAAAAGAAGUCGACACAUUGAAGAUAUUCACACAAGAAGAUCUGAAGAAGGCUACAAACGAUUUUGACAAGAGCAAAGAACUGGGCAGGGGUGGUCAUGGCACUGUCUACAAGGGCGUUCUGAAGGAUAACAGGGUAGUCGCCGUGAAACGCUCAAAGAUAAUGAACGUGGCCGAAACUGGUGAAUUCGUGCAGGAGAUUAUUAUACUUUCACAGACCAACCACCGGAAUGUGGUCAGGCUUCUGGGCUGCUGCUUAGAGGUGGAAGUCCCCAUACUGGUCUAUGAAUUCAUCCCAAAUGGCACUCUAUUUGAGUUCAUCCAUCGUAGCUACGGGAGUCCACCUCCCUCGCUGGACACCCGUCUUAGGAUUGCUCAAGAAUCUGCCGAAGCACUGGCGUAUCUGCAUCUGUCCAUGAACCACCCUAUAGUGCAUGGGGAUGUCAAGUCUAUGAACAUUCUCUUGGACGACAACUACAUGGCGAAGGUGACUGACUUUGGGGCGUCUAGGAUGCUCCCCAAGGACGCGGCCCAGUUCAUGACGAUGGUGCAGGGCACCCUGGGUUACCUGGACCCCGAGUACCUGCAAGAGCGACAGCUCACGGAGAAGAGUGAUGUCUACAGUUUCGGGGUCGUGCUGCUGGAGCUGAUCACAGGGAAGGCAGCGAUCUAUAACGACGGGCCCAAUGAAGGCAAGAGCCUCGUGCGGUCCUUCCUUCUCGCGAUGAAGGAGGACAGCCUCGAGGACAUCCUGGACCCGAGCAUCGUGCGCGCAGGGACAGAGACGCUGCUGGGAGAAGUGGCCGAGCUGGGGAGGAUGUGCUUGGGUCCCAUGGGUGAAGAGAGGCCUUGCAUGACCGAGGUGGCCGACAGGCUGAAGGCUCUGCGAAGCACCUGGAGGGAAGAGCUGGUGCUGGACCGUGCGGUGACGGAACAUAUGGUCGUGCGCAUGCCACCUGCAGCUGCUCCGAUGCCUUUGGAUCUCGCGUCAUCGUCGUCGGGAGCCCCCUCUACGGCGCCGUCCAUGUCCGGAAUGAGCAUGGAGGCACCCAGAUGAUGGUUUAAUUUGAACCUUCCAUGGGAGUGGUAGUGACUGGAGGAAGUGUGUGCGUUAAGAGGCUUAGAGCGUCCAAGAUUUAUCCACUAUCCAGCAGAAAUGUACAGGUAGUUCUACUGUAUUAUGGGUAUCCAAGUAGAUGUUGGAAUUUGCUGUGUGUUUUGUGUUUCAGUGUGGAGUCUGCAGUGUGAGUGUGAAGGGGCACAAAAUUCAGUUCCCUUUCUUCCGGUAUUCAGUAUGUGAAUCCAGUGUUAGUAUGAAGGGGACAUUCAGUUCGCAGCAACGGAUCGAUCAUCGAUUCAAUUGGGCCAUGCCGACCAUCAUUUGGAUUUAUUUUUUCUUAAAGAAACAUUCGGAUCUAUUAACCAAACAAGUAGGAUAUUCCUACAGGAAGAACACAGGAAGAUUUUCUGGGCAUGGUCGCCGGAUCGCUUCGGAAACUUCUCAGUGCGUUCAGCAUAUAAACUGGUGAUUGCGCUGCAGCGUGAUACAGGUUCAGCAUCAAACUCGCUUACGUGAAGGAAAGCUUCUACGUGCUCAGGCAAUUUGGUAUGAGAAUGGACUUUCUGGCUAUGUCCAUGGAAGCAUAUGCAAUACGUGAUGGUGCCCAGCUGGGGUUUGAUCUUGGGUACAGACAAGUGCACAUUUGAAACAGAUGCACAACUGAUGGUUAAAUUGUGGAAUUCUCUUGAGAGUGACCGCUCGGAGAUAGCUACCGCGGUUAAGGAAAUCCAAGAGCUUUGCGGGGAUUUUGUGGAGUUUCGACUAUCCUACUUUUUUUUUGUGAAAUAAUUCUUGUAUCACUCAAUUUUCAGUCUUACAAUCUCGUCCAACAAUUUUCAGGACUUCUUCUGGGCCAGAGCAUAACCAAACCGCGGUUCGGCCUUGCAACCUACUAAAGUUAGCCAUGAAAUGACUAGCACCGUUACAAUUCCGACGAGUAUGAGCAACAGAAUGAUCUCUCUAACAAUGAAUGCAUACUUCGAUCUAUUUGUGA
Messenger RNA from Aegilops tauschii subsp. strangulata, 5022 nucleotides. The record is from RefSeq and is a predicted model, not a curated record. Lineage: Eukaryota; Viridiplantae; Streptophyta; Magnoliopsida; Poales; Poaceae.